Molecule: messenger RNA, 1099 nt
Organism: Ilex paraguariensis (yerba mate)
Lineage: Eukaryota; Viridiplantae; Streptophyta; Magnoliopsida; Aquifoliales; Aquifoliaceae
Source: the annotation of a GenBank genome assembly
GUGGAUAAGAGGUCCCGGACAAACCCAUCUAUUAAACCUGACCCCUCUCUCUCUCUCUCUCUCAAACCUUCGAGCAUCACCAUGUUGCUCCUCUAGGGCUACAAUUCUGGUUUUUGAAGAUGGUUGGAAGUGGAUGCUCCCUGGUCUAUGGGAGUGUUUGCAUGAAGUACAAGGAAUAUAACCCCAAGUGUUACAGCUUUGCACCAGCAUGUAUUUCUGAUUUGCCUCCCAAAUCCGUAUGUCGUCAGGAUCUAAAAUCCCACUUUACCAGAGGAAUUCCAUUCUCGCUUCUCUCUGCUGCAUCAUCACCACUUUUAAGUGGUGAACUAGGUGGCCUUUCGUAUACUCUACCAAAGUUACCCACGCGUCAUCGAUUUUUAAUGUCUCCAAGGGCAUCCAAGGAUGUCCCUUAUAGUUACCGAUACCCUGCAAUGACCAAGAAGCCAAGAUGGUGGUGGAGGACUUUAGCAUGCCUUCCUUAUUUGAUGCCACUUCAUGAAACAUGGAUGUAUGCAGAGACAGCAUAUCGUCUCCAUCCCUUUUUGGAGGAUUUCGAGUUUUUGACCUACCCUUUCUUGGGAGCUAUUGGGAGAUUGCCCAGCUGGUUCUUGAUGGCAUAUUUCUUCGUUGCGUAUCUUGGAGUAGUGAGGAGAAAGGAAUGGCCUCAUUUCUUCAGGUUCCAUGUGGUGAUGGGCAUGUUGUUGGAGAUUGCCUUACAGGUGAUAGGGACUGUGAGCCGUUGGAUGCCACUUGCUUUCUAUUGGGGUAAGGUCGGUAUGCAUUUUUGGACUGCAAUUGCAUUUGCUUAUCUUUUUACAGUAUUGGAGUGUAUAAGAUGUGCUCUUGCUGGGAUGUAUGCUGACAUUCCAUUUGUGUGUGAUGCGGCAUACAUUCAAAUCCCUUACGAUUAAUGAUUGUAAAGGUUGGAGGUUUUUCUUAGCGGGAAUUUUGUGUUGGCUUUUUGUUGAAGUAGAACUUCAAAAAUGCUUGAGUAACAGGUGAUUUUCAAUGUCUCGUUUUGCUUAUUUGUUUGAAUUCUGUAAAACUUGCCUCAUAUGAAUGUGAAUUGUUGGUAUGGCACUCCCUGUUUCUCUGUUUU